Molecule: messenger RNA, 803 nt
Organism: Saprolegnia diclina VS20
Lineage: Eukaryota; Oomycota; Saprolegniomycetes; Saprolegniales; Saprolegniaceae
Exons: 1
Coding region: 1-720 (239 amino acids)
Cellular component (GO): cytoplasm
Source: RefSeq, a predicted model, not a curated record
AUGGUUGCAUUUACGUCGCUCUCGGCAGCGGCGCUCGAGGCACUCAAGUCGCGCAACGAGACGACGCUUUUUGUCGCGCUGGUAUGUCCGUGGGCGCACCGCACGCUCUGGACCGUCUCGGAAAUCGACGCCCCCGUGCGCGUGCUCGAGUUGAGUCUCGACAGUAUGCCAAUGAGCUACCUGCGCCACUUGAAUCCCGACGGGUCGGUGCCAUUUUUGCUCGCGAAUGGUCGGCCCAUGCACGACUCGGUUGACAUUGCCAUGUACAUGGAUGCGACGUUCAACAACGGUCACCUCGCCGCCACCGACGACCGCGCCGGCGCGGCGCUCGUCCAGCGCGCCAACGCGGUCUUUGAUGUCGCCCCGACGUUCGCGUUCCUCCGCAACGCUGACGCGUCCAAGAAGGAUGCGCUGCAGCGCAAGAUGCAUUCGAGCUUGUCGCAGCUCGAGACGGUCUAUGUUGAGGAGGCAGCUGUGUACCGCAGCCGCGGGCCGUACUUGCUCGGGGACCGGCUCAGCCUCGCCGAGAUCUUGAUCUUGCCGCUCCUCUUCCGCUUCAACUUGAUUGCCAAGCAUUAUCACGACACGGAGCUGCUGGCGUCGCACCCAGCGCUCGCAGGCGCGUUGGCGGCAGCGACCGCGCGACCUGCGUUUCAGCGCGUGACGCGGGAGCCCGAAAUGUACUUGCGCGCGUUUACCAAACUCCGAGCGCGCCGCUAGCGCGCCGCUCGAUAGAGUACGAUAGUGGAUAACCGUCGUCGCGUCGACUGAACCGAAUAGAUGUCUUGUGCUAUUGGCCCAGA